AUGGGGACAACACCUCCUUCACCAUCGCAUGUUGUUAUAGCAUUGGAUGCAACAAAAGAUUAUAACGAACGAGAGCUGCGAAUUGCCAUACAAAAUAUAUUAGUAAGAGGUGACAUUCUACGUGUUGGUGAUACGCUUCUUAUGCUUGGAGUUUUGCAUAGAUUCACUCACCCAAGUAAGUGCAAUUUCUUCUUCAUUCACUAUUGCUACCUACUACUACAAACAAGUACUGCUCAAGCAAAGCAAUCGCGAUCCCCAUCAAUUUUUGUUGUACCUAUAUCUAUUCACUUUAGUUGGUGGAUAAAACGUUUUACAACAUGUCUACUCACCCUGUUGUUGUCUUUAAUGUUCCCUUGUCUCCUGUUCUCCUCUCUGGGUUGGUGCACUGCAGUGGGUUACCAGAGCAAAGCAUGUCCUGAAUCUUUUGGAACAAGCAUCCGCGCCAUGAAGGAAGAAAUCUCAAAGAAGGUUGAUGCAUAUGUUAAUAUGCUCCAACAAAGUGCUGAAGAUUGUGAAGACCAAGGGGUAAACAUUGAAGUUAAAAUUACAGCUGGAUUUCCCAUAAAGAAUGUCAUUAUACAAGAGGUGCAAACCUAUAAUGCAGCAUGGGUUUUCCUUGAUAGGCAUUUUAGACGGGAUUUGAAGUUAUAUGUUAAACAGAUACCUUGUAAGGUUGCAUUAGUUGAUGAUAGCUUGAACGUGGAAGUUUUGAGGAAUCAUACUCUAAGUCAAACAGAUGUGGUAGGACAGAAACCUUCAUAUCCUUCCGUGUCCAAGCCAGUGCCACAGUUUGGUGAAAAUAUCGAGCAGUCAGAAAUCUCUGUUAGAAGCUACUCCUGGACCCCGAUUUCAAUUGAAAACUCCAGUAGUGGCCACUUGAUGCCUUCGUUUACAUUAAAAUCAGAGGAGCAGAACUUCUCAUCUUCUAAGCUGGAAAAAUCAGAUACACAUUCAAGAGGAGAAAAUAAGCAACCUACUAUGACCUUUUUCCAAAGGAAAAGAAGAAGUUGCUGCCAUACUAAAAGCUCAGGAGCACCUCUUCUUUGUGCUGCUUGUGGGCUAAGGACUGAAAUGUACAUCCAAGAUUCUAAGAAAUUCACUUAUUCAGUGAUUCAACAAGCCACCAAUGAUUUUUCCAUGGAGAACUUGCUUGGAGAAGGUGGAUACGGCCGUGUAUAUAAAGGUAAGCUUAAAGAUGGACAGCUCAUUGCGGCAAAGGUUAGGAAACAGGAAAGCACCCAAGGAUUUACUGAAUUUAAUUCUGAGGUAUCUGUCUUAAGUUUCGCUCGACAUAAGAAUAUUGUGAUGCUGCUGGGUUAUUUUUGCAAGGACAAACUCAACAUUUUGGUAUAUGAGUAUAUAUGCAACAAGUCUCUUCAUUGGCAUUUAUUUGAUAAUACAGAAAAUGUUCUUGACUGGCACCAAAGACGUGCUAUUGCAAUCGGCACUGCAAAGGGCUUGCGUUUUCUUCAUGAAGAAUGCCGUGGGGGUCCUAUUAUUCAUAGGGACAUGCGUCCAAGCAAUAUACUUCUCACACAUGACUUAGUUCCAAUGCUAGGUGACUUUGGUCUUGCCAGAAGGAAAAUAGAUGAAGAUACUCUACAGACAACAGUACUUGGAACACUAGGAUACCUUGCACCAGAGUAUGCGGAGAACGGAUUUGUUUCAGUGAGGACAGACGUUUAUGCGUUUGGGAUAGUUCUGCUACAACUAAUGUCAGGGCGCAAAGUAAUUGAUCUGGAAAGUAAAGGACAACACGUAUCUCUGCGACAGUGGGCAAAACCGUUGAUCAAAAAGCUUGCACUACACGAGCUCAUUGAUCCUCGAAUCGGAGAGUCAUAUGACAGUUAUCAACUAUACCUCAUGGCUAAAACAGCUUACUUAUGUGUGCAAAGAAGCCCUGAAAUGAGGCCAUCAAUGGGGGAGGUUUUGCGGCUUCUCGAAGGAGAGAGCGAUCAUUUCCAUCGCUUGAAGGACAAGAUUGGGCCUCAUUAUACAAAGCGAUGAACAACAACUACACCCAAUCAAGAUUUCAAAGCAUGUCCGUCAUUGUCAACAUGAGAAUGCUGAUUUGAUUAAUGGGUAGAAGUAGUAGUUGAAAUUUGUAAAUGUAUAUACAAACAUAUUUGUUUAUAUUAUAUGAGAGUGAGACAUUGACUGGAACAAAGGCUAAAAAUCAUAACUGAUGGAACACUCUAGUUAGUGCUGGGGAUUACCACAUGUUGGCAUGCACCAAGUUUUAAAGCAUUUGUGAAUCUGAUUUGGCCCACACAGAUUAUGAUUUAGACAUGUAACCAAAGACUCAAGUAUGUUUUGUUUCUCUUCCUCUCCUUGAAGAAGUGGGGUUUUUCUAAGGGGAGUCUUUGCCCUUUCUCUUGGCCUGCCCCCUUCGUUUCUUUUUCUUUUUGCGCUCCUAUGCUUUGUCUGUGUUGCUUGCCUAUAUGGAUCUAAGCGGGUGUCCGCCUGGCGUAGAAACAAGGACCACAAGAAGUUUGAGCCAUGGCCUCCUCCGCUGUUAUUGACAAGUUUGAAGUAAUAGUGUAGUCUUAACCUUUCUGUCCCAAGAAAAAAAAAGUGCAAAGGCCUAAAAGUUGUUGCGACUCUAGCCAUGAAUAGAUCCUACGUGUUGUUGUUUUGGCCUAGAGGGUUGCAUGCAAUUCUGGUUUUAUUCGGGUUAAGCUGUAUUUAGAAGAUUGUUACAAGGCCUGCAAAGGUGAGGGAGGGUUCACUCCAGGGAGUUGCUGCUAUGGCUUCUCCUGUCAAGGUUUGGAUACUGAUCCCACUAUUUUUUUUGUCUCAUUACUGUGCGUUUGUUUUGUUUGGAUACCUUCCUUAGCUGUGCGGGCUUAAGAUUUCGUAUUUUGUUGGUCCUUUCAAGCUUAUAUUUUGUUGUGGCAAUUGCUCAGGGGUUCAUCCUUUCGGAUAAAUAAGUUGAAACGACUAAACUCAAUCCAAUUAAUAAGUUCGAACCCCUGGAUUGUCUAGUCAUAAACCCUUGGCUGUUUUUGUUUUUGUAUUUUUACACUCAUGUA
Gossypium raimondii (Peruvian cotton) is the source of this 3032-nucleotide messenger RNA. Its product is annotated as inactive protein kinase SELMODRAFT_444075. Gene Ontology annotation, molecular function: protein kinase activity; ATP binding. Lineage: Eukaryota; Viridiplantae; Streptophyta; Magnoliopsida; Malvales; Malvaceae. The record is from RefSeq and is a predicted model, not a curated record. Gene Ontology annotation, biological process: protein phosphorylation. Bases 1 to 2007 code for a protein of 668 amino acids. The transcript has 9 exons.